UAACAAGAAUUGUUUGAAGUUUAAUUCAUGUUAAAAUUAUAACAUGCAUCACCAUCAUAGAAGACGAAAAAAACGUCCCAAUUAUAAUACACGCACAGUUGAAGUGUCAAGAGGCUGUAAUGGGUUUGGUUUCACCAUAUCUGGUCAGAAGCCUUGUAUUUUGUCGUGUAUUGUGGAAAAUUCACCAGCUGAUCAGGCUGGGCUCAAAGCUGGAGAUUUUUUAAUAUCAGUAAAUGGUACUAAUGUGUCUAAAUUGCCGCAUGAAGCAGUUGCACAAGCCAUCGGAAAUUCAUUUGGAACAAUUCGACUCCAAAUAGCUGAAAACUAUUUCUCAGACAGCUCAGAAGAAGAAAUAUCUAUUGGGCAUAUAAAUCGAGUAAAACCCAGAUAUAUACAACACAGACAUAAAAUGAAUCGAAUAAAAAACGUGCCAUCAUCCCAAAAACCAAAUUUAUGGAGAGAAGAAACAAAAAUUUUAAAACAAAAUUACGCUGAUGACAAUUGUAUACGGCAAAAUCAAAUUAAUAUGUCUGAAAAUCAAGCUCCAGUCAAUAUUAAUGUUGAUAUUAUUAAAAAACAUUCCAAUGUAAAAAGUCCAGUGACAUGUUUACUAUCUCCCAAAGCUAGUACUUCAAAAGAACAAAUUAAUAUAAACGCGGCUAUUCGGAAAACUGUUGAAUUUGAAAGUUCAAAUAUUUGUUUACAAGACGAUAAUGCAAUAUCACCUUUAGAGUACCGUGCAAUCGUUGGAUAUAUGGGAACUAUAGAAAUGCCUAGGCAAAUAACUACUAGUACUAAAUUACAAACUGUCCGAAGUUGUAUAAGAAAACUUCAGCGUGAGAAGAGAAGUCCAAGUACUGUUCUUAUGACAAUAUUACCAAAUUGUCUAACAUUGAAAAAUUCUAACUCUGUAAUAUUGGCAGCGUUUCCAGCAUCUCGGCUCACAUAUGUAACAAGCUCUUCAGAAAGCGAAAAUCGAUUUUUUGGUUUAGUCACAAGCGCAUUCCAUACUCACAAUGAGAAUGAAGAUGAAGGUGCAGUCGGUGGUAUAAUCAAUAAUCAAUUACAACCGAAAGAAAUUACAAUUUCUAACAGCUGCCAUGUAUUUGUCAUUGAUACAAAAAUAUGUGAACACAGUGUUCAUGAACAUAAAGCAAUUGAAUUUCAAAUUGUAUGUACGAAAGACCCUAUAUCAAACUUGUGCCUAGAAUUUCCAAAUAAUUCAGAAUAUGUUGUAAAUUUAAUAAGAAGUAUGUACACAAUGAAAACGAUGCCAUUUCCCAUACGUAAUUUCCAUUCACAAGGUAUUAACGGUAACUCCGGUAAGCGUUUUAACCAAGAACCGUCAGCAAAUUCUCCUCAACCAAGUAAUCACAGCGAAGUAACCACUACAUCAUCAAAUUCAGAUUCUGGAAUUGGUUUUCAUAAUGAUUGCGCUAAUAUAUCUGAUAGAAUUUUAGUAGUCGAUUUUCCAAAUAUCAUAUUAAACAAUAGAACGAUUCCAGUUUUAUCUAGGCCAUCUGGUAUUUGCCAUAACAUUGGUCAAUGUAGCAGCGGCAGCAGUAGUUUGCAAACAAGUCCUGAAAAAAUUCAAUUACCACCAACAUUCCCUAAUACUAAUCAAUUACAAUAUAAGUUGAAUGAAUUUAGUAAACGUGUUAAUAUGCGACCCGAUCAAAAAGUAUUGUUGGCAGCAUCAGUUCUUUCAGAAGCUUUAGCAAAUGCUUCAAUCUCAGCAUCUAAUAAAAAUAAAAAUAAAUCCAAAUUAUUGACAACAAAAUCAUGUGAUGAUGUUUUAUCGUCUAUUGAACGUGAUGAACCAGUUACAUUUCAAAAGAAAAAAAACUUGCAAAUGUCAAUGGACGAUAUAUCAAUUUUAUCGAGCAAUAAGAUUAAAGUCCAAUUUCAAAGUCCGAUUCAGAAAAAGAAAAUUACCGAGCACGUAUUUCUGCCACCGGGAAAACCAAUAAGAAGAACUAGAAAAACUUCAUAUCCUGAAAAUAACGAGAGUAAAACAAAAAUAGAGAAAGAUCCAAAAUAUAUAAAAAAUUCAGAAGCCAGAAAGAAGAAUGAAAGAGAAAAUUUUUCCGAUUUUCAAAAAACUAGUGUAAUAGAUAAUUUAAUUAAUUUCAGUAGAAAAAGUGGUAAUGGAAUUUCGAAACACGUUCAAGAAAGCUUUGAAAUUUGGGGAAGCCUACAGGAUAUUAAAAAGGCAGUUGAAAAUGAUAAGUUUGAAAGCCAUUUCAUUGAUGGAACUUACAGUGAACCAGAUCUUCUAAUGUCUCGAGCUUUACCAUCAACAAAUUCAUCACCAUUUCGCCGCUGGGGUCAAUCAUCAUUUCGUACUGUACGUACAACACCAGAUCAAAGACCAACAAUAUCUAGAAGACCAUCAUCGUUAGCUGCAUCUGAAAAUGAUGUUUAUACAAAAUCAAUGGAUGAUUUUAUAAACGAUGAUGUCAAUUCAAUACAUAGCCAUAGUGAUGGUGGUGCAGAUAUACAAAUCGGACGUACUAAAGCAUUAGCAAUAAAUUUUUUAAAUGCAAUCAAUGCACAACAAAAUAAUAGUAAUAAUAAUCAUAACAUACAUUUACCAACAAAUUCAAGUAAUAAAUUUUCAUCAAAUCAUCGAGUUCAAAUAUGGGGCAAUUCAUUUGAAAAACUAUUAGAAGAUCCUGCCGGUUUACAUACUUUUGCUGAAUUUUUGAAAAAAGAAUUUUCUGCUGAAAAUAUAUAUUUUUGGACUGCAUGUGAACGUUACCAUCAUAUAAAUGAUGAUAAUGAACGUGCACAAAAAGCAAUUGAAAUAUACUCGAAACAUUUGGGUACAGGUGCAUGUGAACCAGUUAAUGUUGAUUCACAAGCAAGAAGUUUAGCUGAAGAGAAAUUAGAAUCUGCCGAUAGAAAUAUAUUUAAUUAUGCUCAAAAACAAAUUUAUAAUUUAAUGAAAUUUGAUAGCUAUCAAAGAUUUAUUCGUUCUGAUUUAUAUAAAAAAUGUUUAGAAGCAGAGGCUAAAAAUCAACCAUUACCAUAUACCGGAGAAAAUUUAAGUGAUUCAUUGAAAACUAGUAAUAUGUUGAACUCACCGGGCCCUUCAAAAUUGAAAAAAUCGGCAAGUAAUGCUGAAGAUCGUCGACGUAAAAGUUUAUUGCCAUGGCAUAGGAAAGUACGUUGUAAGUCCCGUGAUCGAACAAAUAAUAAUAAUGAUAACGGUGUGGCAGAUAAUAAUUCUGAAAUUAAUCCUUUAAGUAAAUCUCAAUCAUCUAGUGGCAAUACUUUGAAAUUACCGCAUACAAAUUCAACCAGCGAUAUACAUAGUUCACGCAGCUCUCUAUCUAGUUUUGAUGCUAACACAUGUUUGACAUCAAACCCUAAUACAGCUUUUAAUAGCGGAUCCGAAGAAUCAAAAAGAAACUUUUGUCGUGUGAUAUUUUCCGAUGGAGCUGCAACAGUUACAUUAACGCGUCCAGAUCAAACUGUACGACAGUUAAUUGAACGUCUUUUGGAGAAACGUGGUUUUAAAUAUCAAUUUUUUGAUGUAAUUUUAAGUCCAAAUGGUAAAGCACUAGAUUUAGAUAGCUCCUCAAAUAUUUUAAUGAGUAAAGAAGUUCAAGUUGAGCAACGUAUUGCAUUUAAAUUGGAUUUGCCAGAUCCAAAAGUUAUUUCUGUAAAAAGUAAACCCAAAAAAGCGUUAUGUGAUGUUUUGAAACCAAUUUUGCAGAAGUAUAAUUAUCGUUUCGAAGAUGUACAAAUCUUAAUGCGAGAUACUCAUGAACAAAUCGAAUUAUCGUUACCAGUAACCGCCAUUGAUGGUCAAAGAUUAAGUGUUGUUUUGUUAAGAAAUGGAAACAAUUUAUGGAAACAACAACAAUUGCAAAAAAGAAAUGGUUUGUUAUUAACAACUUCAAGUUGCUCACCAAUUGCAACAGCAGCAGUACCGGAUACAUAUCAGCAUAAUUUAGGUGCAAUCAGUAAAAGUUAUUUACCAUCAAAUAAAAAUAAUUUGUUAAGUGUGCCGAAAUCAUUAGGCAUUCAAUCAAAUCAUCAAAGUACCUUAGACGAAAUUACAAAUAAAGUAUUUACUGAAGUUCUUCAAGGAAAAGUGGAUUCACAAGAAAACAAUAUGCCGAAAUCUGUCGAUCUCUGUUCAUUGAGAUCUGAUGAAUGUGCUUCAGAGUCAUCUUCCAUCUAUGAUCAGACAAAAUUUCGUGAUUUAAAUGCAGCUACUGCUAAAAAUUUUAUUAAACCAAAGAAACCAUUGACCAUAAAUACUACAAGUAAAUUUAAUGUAGAAAAAACCCAAACAUCUAAUUCAAUUACUACACAAACGGAUGAAAAUCUCAAUGUAAAUAAUAACAAUAAUAAUAGUACCAAUAAUAACAUGCAAUCAUCAAAUUCAAAUUUAACUGGUAUAAAAAAGCCUUUAAUUGCUAAAUGGAAAACUGGUGUUAAACUGCAGGUAACAGCACGAGCUCAUAAUCAAGAAGAAUUCUUAGAAGGUUUAAAACGUGCCCAGAGAGCACGUCUUGAAGAUCAACGUGGAACUGAAAUAAACUUCGAAUUACCAGAUUUUUUAAAAGAUAAAGCUAAUUUAAGUGCAGCUAAUAAAUUAAGGAAAAUUCGUGCAAAUUUAAAUCCAAUAACAAAUCAUAAUUCAAAUAUUAUAUCAGGUGGAAAUUUAGUGAAAACCACAUCAAAUAAUGGAAAUGAAACUACAAAUCGUAAUAGUUUAGAUUCAUCAAAAGAUCGCCCGCAACCAGCUCCAAGAUUAUCCAUAACUAAAAGUGCCAGUUCAAUCGCUAUAACAUCAAAUCGUACACACUUUGGCGCUACCAAUAACACAAAAAACAACAGCAAUAUUAAUAGUGAUAACAAUGACAAAAACAACAAUAGCAAUACUAAUACUAGUAUUAGUUACAGCAACACCAAAACUGGCAAUCAACAAAAAGAUGAUGAAAAUAUUAUUGGUAAUGAUAAUAGCAGUAGCAGCAACACUAGCAAAAGUAUUGAAAAUUUGAGUUCACCUAAUAGUUCUAUAGUAGAUUUUAAUGAUGAUGUUGACAAUAAUGAUAAUAAUAUUACAAACUUAUUAAGAGGACCGCCACCCCUUCCACCAAAACCUAAGAUAUUACCCAUCAAACCAUCGAAUUGGGGACAAAAUGCCUCAAAUCAAACAAAUAUUUUACAAUUAUCGCAAUCAGCAACAACAAUAGCCGAUUUAAUUCCCGCUAGAAGAGCGUUAAAUAAUAAUGAAAUAUCUUCAGCUAAAAAUGCUUAUUUAGAUCAGCCGAGUAGCAGUUUUGUUUAAUUUUAUACACACAUACUCGUAUUUUUUUCAAUUACUAUAUGAUAUCUCAAUCUAAUCAAAAAUUUUAAUGAAAGUACUUUUCAUGAUCUUUGUCUUAAAUCUAGUGUAAUAAGGAUCUAAUCAAGAGUUUUUCGAUUUUAAUAAUUUUAUUCUUUGUAAGCUUUUUUUUUAAAACUUCAUAUGUAACAUACAUAUUAUAAUAUGGCUUUUCCUAUUUAACUUUUUGAUUUAAACAUAUAAUGUGAUUUGGAUUUAAACAGGAUUUCAUAAGUUUAUAAAUAUACAAAAUCUAUAUUUAUUUAAUAUUGUGUUACUCUAGAUAAUCUAUCUUUAAGAUAUAAAAUUUACUUUCAAAUACUAGAAUUUGUAAAAUUAAUUAUAAAAAAAAAACAAGAAAAACAAAUACAAAUUCGAAU
Molecule: messenger RNA, 5724 nt
Organism: Condylostylus longicornis
Lineage: Eukaryota; Metazoa; Arthropoda; Insecta; Diptera; Dolichopodidae
Gene: loco
Product: regulator of G-protein signaling loco
Exons: 7
Coding region: 44-5308 (1754 amino acids)
Biological process (GO): signal transduction
Molecular function (GO): protein binding; GTPase activator activity
Source: RefSeq, a predicted model, not a curated record